Fomitopsis serialis is the source of this 699-nucleotide messenger RNA. RefSeq lists its product as uncharacterized. The transcript is spliced from 5 exons. Bases 1 to 699 code for a protein of 232 amino acids. Lineage: Eukaryota; Fungi; Basidiomycota; Agaricomycetes; Polyporales; Fomitopsidaceae. The record is from RefSeq and is a predicted model, not a curated record.
AUGGCCACUACCCCGGGAUCAUUCCUCCUAACCGUCCAUGCCGCAGCCAUGAGUGGCGCUGUGAAGCUGCCACCGUACAGGAGCACGCACCUGCCUUGUCAAUCCUCGUCGUACCACCCGAUCGCUGCACACAAUGCCCUCUAUAUCCACGACUUCCUCCCCCAGUUUACGAUGACGUUCAACCUCGCGCUAGCUCGGAAGCGCAUCCACACUUACGCACAGCCGCCGCCGCCCUCCAGCAAUACGGUCGGCAUCGACUCCGAGUCUACUCCAGCCGCCGAAUCUCCUGCGGGCGACGAGCCCGCGCCCGACGAUGAGGGCCGUCACCCGACCAAGGGGGCGAAGUACGAAGGGCCGGCGAAGCACAAAUGUAUAUGGCGGUUUAAGGACGGUUCCCGGCGGGGUGGACCAUGUGCGCAGCGCGCACAACCUCGCGCAUCUCAUCCGCCGGAGCCGCCCCAGGCUCCCGUGCAGUGCGGAUGGGGCCCUUGCCAGUUCCGCGGGCUACCGGGGGACACAUACCAGCACUGGCGGACAGCGCACCAGCCGACCAUGGCGAAGACGAAGACGGCGGGCGAGGGCGGCGCGAAGCCCAAGACGCAGUGCGCGGUGUGCGCUAGGGGGAAGGCGAUGCGUCCGGGCACCCUCAUCAAAUACUGCCUGAAGAUGGCUGCGAUGCUCGGGACCGGAUACGUUUGA